AUGAAACCGACAGAUGCAGCUUCUGAGCAGGCUACUCUUCACGAGACCCCUGCCAUGUUCCGACCCCCGGUGAACCGUGCCAUGCGCACCCUCGACCGGUCAUUUUUCCGAAGAAAUGUGCCCCUCUCUGUCGCCCGCGUUUUUAAAACAAGCGAUAUUUCGAACGUGCGGAAGGAUUUGAUCAAGAGCCGCGAUAUCCUGCUCUUGCCACGCAUUAGCCCUAUCCGUGAGGUGAAGGACCAGGAUGGCAAGGUGUGGAAGGCUAUGAUGUUGCGCGAAGACUUGAAGGUUGAUGAUAAGGCGACAUGGUCGCCUACUAUCAACGAGCUCGUUAAUAAGGGAACGGUCGCCUUAGGGCCUUAUGAAUUGGUAUUGGAAUAUGAUCACUGGUCGUAUGCUGAGAUCAUCUCAUCAAUUCUACCUGAGGACCUGAUGGAUGAGAUCCCUCAAGGCUUUACCCAAGUGGGGCAUGUUUUGCAUUUAAAUCUUCGCGCCCAAUACUUCCCAUAUAAGCACAUACUUGCCGAGGUUCUUAUGGACAAGAACCCGACCGUUCGCACCGUCAUCAAUAAGACCGAAGACGUCGGCUCACAAAGCCAGUUCCGCACCUUCCCAUUCGAGCUGCUGACUGGCGAGAAUGACCUAAAUGUCAUCCAGCACGAGCAGGACUGCGAGUUCCGAUUCGACUAUGCCCGCGUCUACUGGAACAGCCGUCUGGAGACCGAGCAUCGUCGCCUGGUCGAGAAGUUCGCGCCCAGUGAAAUGGUCUGCGACGUGAUGGCCGGUGUCGGCCCCUUCGCCGUACCAGCAGGUCGGAAAAAGAUCUUCGUCUGGGCCAACGAUCUCAACCCCCAUGGAUUUGAAGUUAUGCAAGAUGCUAUCACUCGUAAUAAGGUGCAAGAUUUCGUUACCCCUUUCAACCAGGAUGGUCGGGAGUUCAUCCGUUCUUCGGGUCGGUUGUUGCUGAGCGAGAAGCCUCUUACCGUUACUAUCCACCCCAAGGUGGGCAGAGAGAAGCAGCGUAAGAUUGCCGCAGGCAACGGAUCCCCGCUACCCUCACCGAAGGUAUACACCCGUCCUACCAUUGUCAAUCACUAUGUUAUGAACCUACCUGCUACGGCCAUUGAAUUCCUCGAUGCCUUCCCCGGGCUCUAUGCUGGCGAGGAACAGAUUUUUGCGCCGAACACCGAGCAAAAACUGCCCAUGAUCCACGUUUACUGUUUCUCGGGACACUCAGAUAAUGAGGUGGAUGAUCACAUCGAUAUCUGCGAGAGAAUCUCCGAGCGCAUCGGGCACAAGAUCACUGUCGAUGACUGCGUGGGAGGCAAGGGUAACCAGGAAUUAGAACUCGCCAUUCACAAUGUGAGGCUGGUUAGUCCCAAGAAGCAGAUGUUCUGUGCUAGCUUCCGUCUGCCACGGGAGGUCGCUUUUCGGAAGCGCGCGCUGCCGCAAGGCGAGCUCGAAGCAGCCUCCACACUCAAGCUGGGCGCUGAUCAACAUACGCACACACUCUCACUUUCGGAAGCCCGACUCGUUAUCCACAAGGUGUUGGAGAACAAGCGGCGCGGAGGCAACAAGUACGAGGAGCCGGAAAACUUGACCAAGACUUUGGAUUACUUGGAUGUCUUUGCCCGGUUCAAGGACGAGGAAAAUAUCAAGGCAGUCGAACGCCUUUUGAACUCUCACACAGAGCUAGAGAUGUUCGAGCGGUCACAGCUGGGUAGUUUGUGUUGCGAUAAUGCCGAGGAGGCUAAGUCUCUCAUCCCGAGUCUUCAGAAUAAGAUCUCCGACGGAGACUUGCAAGAAUUGUUGGAUGAGCUGACCAAGUUGCGCAACUUCACCGAGUAA
Messenger RNA from Penicillium verrucosum, 1848 nucleotides. RefSeq lists its product as uncharacterized. The transcript has 7 exons. NCBI's taxonomy places the organism in Eukaryota, Fungi, Ascomycota, Eurotiomycetes, Eurotiales, Aspergillaceae. The record is from RefSeq and is a predicted model, not a curated record. Gene Ontology annotation, cellular component: cytoplasm; RNA polymerase complex; mitochondrial matrix. Gene Ontology annotation, biological process: tRNA N1-guanine methylation; mitochondrial tRNA methylation; DNA-templated transcription initiation. Gene Ontology annotation, molecular function: nucleotide binding. Bases 1 to 1848 code for a protein of 615 amino acids.